AUGGUGUACAGUAAUCCAGCUCUAGACACGUAUAGGAUCAAGGUGUACAGUAAUCCAGCUCUAGACACGUAUAGGAUCAAGGUGUACAGUAAUCCAGCUCUAGACACGUAUAGGAUCAAGGUGUACAGUAAUCCAGCUCUAGACACGUAUAGGAUCAUGGUGUACAGUAAUCCAGCUCUAGACACGUAUAGGAUCAAGGUGUACAGUAAUCCAGCUCUAGACACGUAUAGGAUCAAGGUGUACAGUAAUCCAGCUCUAGACACGUAUAGGAUCAAGGUGUACAGUAAUCCAGUUCUAGACACAUAUAGGAUCAUGGUGUACAGUAAUCCAGCUCUAGACACAUAUAGGAUCAAGGUGUACAGUAAUCCAGCUCUAGACACGUAUAGGAUCAAGGUGUACAGUAAUCCAGCUGUAGACACGUAUAGGAUCAAGGUGUACAGUAAUCCAGCUCUAGACACGUAUAGGAUCAAGGUGUACAGUAAUCCAGCUCUAGACACGUAUAGGAUCAAGGUGUACAGUAAUCCAGCUCUAGACACGUAUAGGAUCAUGGUGUACAGUAAUCCAGCUCUAGACACGUAUAUUAGGGUCAAGGUGUACAGUAAUCCAGCUCUAGACACGUAUAUUAGGGUCAAGGUGUACAGUAAUCCAGCUCUAGACACGUAUAGGAUCACGGUUUACUUUUAA
Molecule: messenger RNA, 684 nt
Organism: Homarus americanus (American lobster)
Lineage: Eukaryota; Metazoa; Arthropoda; Malacostraca; Decapoda; Nephropidae
Exons: 1
Coding region: 1-684 (227 amino acids)
Source: RefSeq, a predicted model, not a curated record